This is a messenger RNA of Triticum turgidum subsp. durum (durum wheat), 2574 nucleotides long. The record is from the annotation of a GenBank genome assembly. NCBI's taxonomy places the organism in Eukaryota, Viridiplantae, Streptophyta, Magnoliopsida, Poales, Poaceae.
AUGGGGAGGCGGAAGGAGCGCCGCCUGGCGGCCAAGGCGGCCUCGGGCCGCAGGGUCAAGCUCGACCUCUUCCUCGAUCCUUCCCCCGGGGAGGCAUCUAUGAAAGAGGGAGUUGGAGAGGAAAACCGUGGGCAGCAAACUGGUGUUCCCACUUCACCAUCUUCGUCAGAUAAGAAGGAAAAUCCUCUAGCAUUGCUUGGGCAAUAUAGUGAUGAUGAAGAAGAGGAUGAAGUAGCAACAGAUCAACCCAAUGGUGAAACUAAGGGGAGUCCAACAGAUGCAAGUGCCGAGGUUAUUCAUGAUCAUGGUGAUGUAACUGGGGAUAACGGCGAUGCAGAUAGUGAACUGCCUGCUUCUGUUAGUGUUCAGCAGGAGGUAUCUCAAGCUGAUGAUGUCAAAAAUAUCACAGAAAAUGUUGCUGAGGAAUUUACUAUUGCCCCUGAGCCAACUCUGGAAAAUGAAUGUGUGACAGCUACGGAAGCUGUCCCAGAUUCAUCUGGCAUGCAAAUUGUUGGUGACAUUGGUGGGAAUUGGAAGGCUAUAAUGCAUGAACAGAGUAACCAGUGCUACUACUGGAACACAGUUACAGGAGAAACUUCUUGGGAGAUUCCUAAUGGAUUAGCUUCAGUAGUUGCUGCUGAUGGAGUCACUUCUGCAUCUGUGCCUACUCAUAUGGGGUACUCUGUAGAAGCUCAAGCACAUGUCCUUCCCCACAGUAAUGUCGAAGCAUAUCCUAGUGAUGUGUCUGUUGGAAAUGGCACAGCAACCUAUACUGCUAUGGGAACUUAUACUCAUGAUCCUUAUGCUUACACUGGAGCCGUUGCUAGUCAUGGGAGAGUGGACAUUGACCCCUUGCAGCUUGCAAAAUAUGGUGAGGAUUUACUGCAAAGACUGAAGCUGCUGGAAAGGCCACAUGUUGCCAUUGACAGUCUUGAGUUGAUAAAAAGAGAAAUUGAGAUACGAAUAGCAGACUGUAAUACCCUCUCCUCGUAUGGAUCUUCUUUACUUCCGUUGUGGUUGCAUGCUGAGGUGCACCUUAAGCAACUAGAACUUUCAGUUUCCAAGUUUGAAGCUAGCUACACUACCAAACAUGGAUAUCUGGAGACAGUGGAUGCAGGACACAAAGCACCUAAUGAAGCUGAAGUUAUGGCACCCUCUGAGGGUGAGCAUUUGAAGGUUGAUGUUAGCACUCUGGGAAUAGGUACUGGCGACGAAAAUAUUAAGGUUGAGGAACCAUGUACAACAUUAUCUGUUCAGAACUCACAAGGUGUGGCAGCAGCUAUUUUAAGAGUUGAAUCAGACAGUGAUGAAGAUAUGGACGUGGAAAUGGAGGUCGAUGAAGAAGGUGUUGAAGAGCAGGGCGGUUCCACUUCUAUGCCAAAUAAGGAGCAUCCUUCAUCAGAGCAAGUACGAUCACCAGCUUUGUCAUCAUUGGAGGAUUCUGCUCCCCCACAGGAUAAUGACAUUCCUCCUCCUCCACCACCACCAGAAGAGGAAUGGAUUCCACCUCCACCACCUGAGAAUGAACCAGCUCCUCCACCUCCUCCUGAACCUGAAGAGCACGCUGUAUCAUUUGUUCAUGCUGAUACACUUCCUCAGCCAUACGGAGAUCAAGCAAACUUGGGUUAUAUGCUUCCAGGAAUGGAGUACUAUCCUGCUGCUGGUACAGAUGGCACAAAUGCCAACUACUAUAUGCAAGCAAGCGAUUCUCAUAUUCUUCAAUCACAGCAGCAUUCUUACUAUGCACCAUUGUCUGCAAGUGGCGUAUCUAUUCCUGUUGAGACCACAUCCAUCCCCCCAGUACCAGGUUCUUAUUAUAGCUAUCCUUCCGUCACGAUGGCUGCCACUGAAGUAGCGGCUGAAUCUUCUGGAUACUAUGCUUCAUCAACCUCUGCCAUUUCUAGUGGUGAAUUAGAUAACAAAACAAGCUCGGCCUCCCUUGUUGCAAAUAGUAAUGUGAAUCCUGUGGAGUCUGAUAAAGUGAUAUCCAAGGAGCCCACAGUUGCGUCUUUGAGCCAAUCAGUAGAAGCAGUCUCAGCUUCAGGACCAACAGUACAUGGAAGUUCUACUCAAGCUUCUACUAGCACCACUAAUCAGACUAAAGUUCCUCGUACUAAGAAGCGACCUGUUGCUGUUGCAUCAUCACUGAGAUCUAAUAAGAAGGUGUCAAGUCUGGUGGAUAAGUGGAAAGCUGCAAAAGAGGAGCUUCGUGAUGAAGAGGAAGAGGAGCCUGAAGAUGCUUUGGAGUACCUAGAAAGGAAACGCCGGAAGGAAAUAGAUGGGUGGCGUAAGCAACAAAUAGCUAGUGGAGAAGCCAAGGAAAAUGCCAAUUUUGUUCCCCUUGGUGGUGACUGGCGUGACCGUGUAAAACGCAAAAGAGCUGAAGCAAAGAAGGAAGCGAAGACUGAAUCUAUUCGUGCAGCUGCCGAACAACACAAAGGGGAGCCUGAUCUCUCAGAGCUCUCCAAGGGUCUUCCUUCUGGGUGGCAGGCAUACAUAGACGAGUCUACGAAGCAAGUGUACUAUGGGAACAACCUCACUUCCGAGACGACUUGGGAUCGGCCUAGCAAAUAA